This is a messenger RNA of Echinococcus granulosus, 2544 nucleotides long. Its product is annotated as Zinc finger protein. Lineage: Eukaryota; Metazoa; Platyhelminthes; Cestoda; Cyclophyllidea; Taeniidae. Gene Ontology annotation, cellular component: nucleus. The transcript has 5 exons. Gene Ontology annotation, biological process: regulation of transcription by RNA polymerase II. The record is from RefSeq and is a predicted model, not a curated record. Bases 1 to 2544 code for a protein of 847 amino acids. Gene Ontology annotation, molecular function: DNA-binding transcription factor activity, RNA polymerase II-specific; sequence-specific DNA binding.
AUGAGUCAACGAGCACUGGCUAAUAAUGAUUAUAGUCACGGUGGGUACUGUUAUGCCAGUAAUAAUUUAAGUUGUGUCUACUAUGAUUCGCCAGAGUUCUAUUCUUACCAACAUCCUGAGGAGAAGUACACCGACCCCAUCAGUUUAUCAAACGUUCACCGAAGCCAGUUUCACGUUGUUGAGGCGCAAAGUGAUGAGGACGCCAACUAUUCCAGUUCCCUAUUUGCGGACUCGAUUUUUCAGAACUGUGACAGCACGGUUGAUGACUCUACACGCCCUUUUGCUGAUUCUGCUUUUAAUUCGGCACUUCCCUUCCCUGAACACAGCCAGUCCUAUGAUAAUAACCAGACUGACUAUACUGUGUAUGAGUUGUCGACUCCAAGUGACUUCACCACAUCGAAGAUUAAACACGUAGACCAUGCUAAUGAGUUUACCAUUUAUCAAGACGAUGCCUUUUUGGAUUCUGGACAGCCCCUUUAUUCUGCGCCACAAAAUGCGACUUCCUUGAGCAACAUCCCAUGUAAUAGGGACCACUCAACAUAUCAGACCUAUUCGUAUUCUUCUUAUCAGUUUGAUGACACCUUUAAUUACGCUUCGGAACAAGUGGUUUCGUCAUCUGGUCCCUACACUAAUGGGUUUAGUUCGGCUUCCGGAGGUGGGGCACGUUGUGCCGCUGAUUCUCAGAUUAACUAUCAGGUUACUGUUAAUAGCCAGGAGUCAAUGUUUACAUCUGGUGAGAACUUUCCCCAGACCCAGUUAAAUCAGCAGCCUUAUGCAUAUUCCACUCCAUACACAAAUAAUCAACCGGCGAUACCCACCCCUUAUAACCACUCUGCGUGCUAUGUCACGCAUCACGGUACAUUUUCAUCACGCUAUCAGGAGCCACAAGAAGUCUGCCAGGAUUCUCAACCAAAUAUUUAUCAACAGAAUCAGAAUAUCCAUUACACUGACCUCUACACCGAGCCCGUUCAACCUGUUUGGCAGGAGCAGCCUUGCGGCAGUCAUAAUUCACAAUGGCAUUCCCAAGCAUCGAACACCUGUGAUCACAGAGAGGAUUACAGCCGAAUGCAGAUCUAUAAUGGCAGUAGGUCAUGUUCAUACGAGUCGCAACAGCAGCAUCCUUUUGGCUUCGCUGAAAAUUACCCACCAAAUGCACAAAGUGAUACCCAAAGACUUCAAUCACUGUCGAAGCCUAUUCAAUCUUUCGAAAAGUCAGAUAUCACGAAUAAGGUUACGGACUCUGCGUUGCAGGAAGCCCGUCAGGAACAACGGCUUGAUCCAGAUAUGGAUGGGGAGGAGGAAGAGGAAGAUGAUAGUAUUCCUUCCCUGUCUCAUCCUGGAUCACCAUGCGAACCAGUUCAUGAAUAUGCCUGCUCUCAGUGCGCCAAACGGUUUGAUAGGCCAAGUCACCUGGAAAUUCACUUUCGCACUCACACAGGCGAGCGUCCUUUCCGUUGCUGUAUUUGCUCAAAGGCCUUUUCACAGGCCUCAAAUCUACAGCGGCAUAUGAAAUCGCACAAAACCUGGCCGCAGUUGCGUUCAGUCGGUGGCACCGUGUCCUCCAGCAACCUCCUGAUGAAACCCUCCCGCUCAAUCUUAUCAGUUGCACGGAGGGUGCAGGUUUUAUCUGCUUCCGAGAUGCUGAACUAUAGCCUUGUGAACAAUCAGUUUGAGUGCAGGUUCUGCGGGAUGCGAGUGAAUGGAUUUCAAAAUAUGCGCUCUCAUAUGGUGGAGCAUAAUGAUGAAAAGGUCUACCAGUGUGUCGUGUCUUCUUGUUUGAAGACCUUUACGGAACUGGAAGCCUUUACAGAUCAUUUAAACGUAGCGCAUGACUUGGCCAAUUCCAAGUGGCUUCGAUGUAAUAAGUGUGAAAAGCAAUUUGAAAAUGUCCGAUCUGUCGGAACCGGCGCUUUGCUCGGUAUGGAUUACUGCGCUUGCAUCUGCUCAAUGAUCAUGCUGUUACGAGCGGGCAAAUUGGGUAACCUAACGCCACUGGCACAACCAGCCAUUUCUGUGUCACAAGACACCCUCUUGACGGUUGCGAGUGAACCCACACAACCACUUGAGGACUGUGGCGGUAAUAACGACGUAAGCGGCAGUGGCAGCAUCAGUGUGGAGGCGUCGCAAACACAGCUCCCAAAAGACUCGCAUGUUCCACUUCGGCUCGCCAAUGUCCACCUCGUUGUCGAUCGACGUGCCGCCAACGAUGUUACUGCCAAACGGCGCGUCAGGCAGCACACCGACGUGCCCCCUCUUGCCUGUCCACUGUGUGGCCGUGUGUUUAAAAAGAGGAAAUUUUUCGAUGACCACUGCAUCUUCUGCCAGCAGAAACAGAUUGAGGCGGAGCGUCGUCAGCGUUGGCGUAACAGUCGACGACAAUCGGGCAAUCCGGUGGGGUUGGAAGACUCCGCGACCGCAGUUACCUCAGAGACGCCUCUUCUGACAGAACCAGUCAUGAGACGACCGCAUCGCUCCCAUCGCAGCGUUCACGCCCCUCCUCCGCCACCACCACUACCACCAAAACACUCCAUCCCCGCUUCCUGA